This is a messenger RNA of Ruditapes philippinarum (Manila clam), 3012 nucleotides long. Its product is annotated as gastrula zinc finger protein xFG20-1-like. The transcript has 2 exons. NCBI's taxonomy places the organism in Eukaryota, Metazoa, Mollusca, Bivalvia, Venerida, Veneridae. The record is from RefSeq and is a predicted model, not a curated record. The coding region runs from base 183 to 2855 and encodes 890 amino acids.
AAUCAAACAAAUUUCCCCUUCUGUUCCCCAGGCAUUUUUCCGUUCCGCACGGAAAGGCUCAACAAUUACGGAAAUGUUUCAUGUUUAAACUUUGGAUAAGUUUUUACCGUGGGAAACAUGUUGAAAUACAUAGCAGAUUUAUCUCGGUGAAUUACUAAACAAAAAAAUUGUCUUGCGAAACAAUGGUACUUAGAGACAGAGACCUCGUUACUCGCUUGCUGAAACAAUCCAUACUUACAUUAUGUCGGGAGGCUGUCCACUACUCAUGUCGUCUGGAGGUUGACGGAAUUAUUUGUCUGACCGUUGACGGCCAAGAUCAGCACGUUGUUAAAAUACAUGAAUUCUUUGAUAGACCGAAUGAUUCCGAAACUGAAAAUUUACCAACCCGAAGCAUGUCAAACGAGAACCUUUUCAAUAAAACCACGCAUCCAGCCGAAUUAGGUGAAUAUGAAAGUAGAAAAACUUUAAACACCAGUUAUAACAACAUAGAAAAUAUUUCGUCUGGGAUUAAGAUCGACGCUGACAACCUCUUGAUCAAACCCGAUCCAGACAGAUAUUCCGAAAUGAAACAGGAAGAUGACAGUAUGAAAGAAACCUCUAUGAACGAGCCGAAGUCUACCACACAAAUUUGUUCAGAUACUCUUACAUAUGUUGAUUAUUCAAGUUUAGAUGAUAAGAAAUUAUCUAUGUCGUCUGCAACAAAUAUUUUGUGUAAGAAAUGCAACAGUACUCUUGAGAAUGUUGAAUUAUUCCAAGUUCAUAACAUGACAUCACACAAUCAUUUCACGUGCCUUGUUUGCCUAGCUACGUUUACGUCACGAAACAAUAUGAAGAGACAUAUUCGCUUACAUACUGGCAUCAAACCCUACUCAUGCCACAAAUGUCCUGAGAGUUUCUCGCGCAACGAUGACUUCAAAAGACAUUUAUUGAAACAUACGUUCCAAAGACCCUUUCGCUGCGCUCAUUGCAAAACCGGAUAUUCGGACAGAGCAUGCGUGAAAACUCACAUGAUGAAGGAACAUAACACUAAAGUUUACCACGUAUGUUCACAAUGCGGUGAAAGUUAUAUUGAUAUUGUAAAGUUCCAACAACAUAAGAAGUUACAUCCAGAGCUGCAGGACUAUCAGUGUUCGGUUUGUUCGUUUACGGGAUCAAAUUCUUUGAUGUACAACAAGCAUAUGUUAACACAUGGACCACUUAAGGAGUAUAAAUGCACAUAUUGUAAUAUGUCCUACUCCGAUCCAUUUAUGUAUACGAGUCAUUUGAAGAGACACAAAGGUGAUGAACAUGUACAAUCAUAUACAUGUUGCUUUUGCGACAUGACUCUCCAGACAUAUGAACAGUUUCAAAGACACGAACAUACGCAUGUGCAUUCGAAACAGCAUGUCUGUGAAAUUUGUCAUAAGGUGUUUAGAUAUCCUUCUAAUUUGCGAGAACACAUGCUGACACAUUUGCCAAAGUCGACUUAUCAAGGUACCAGAAGUCUACUUUCUGGUUAUGAUGAUUUAGACAAAUACUGUUUUCCAAAAGAGGGCGGAAUGCCAUUGACAACAACGGUUAGAGAUGAAAGUUUCAACAGCGAGUUACGUCCGAUGGAAACCGAUGAAGAAAACAAUAACAAAAUCAAUACAACGGAUGAACAUGAUCUUAAGCACAACGAAGCUGAUAAAGAAACAAGCAACGGAUGUAGUGAUUAUUGGUGCGCUGAGUGUAGCCAUGGUUUCGGAACAGAAAGCGAACUUCAGAAUCACAUCAGUAACAUUCAUGAAACGAAGGGCGACGUUGUCAGUGAUGACCACGAAAAUGAUGAGUGCACAAAUAACCAGCACAUAACAAAGAAAACAAACCCGUAUGAAGAUUCAACACAAAUUGAAUCUGAACAUCAUCACGUAUACAAUGAAGAAACGGUUGCAGAUAAUUCUGAUUACUACAAUGACAGAACAAGAGACAAUGUUAAAGGAAGUGAGCUUCAAAACACCACUGAGAAAAAUACGGAGCAGGAAUUGAAUACCGUUACAGAUGCAAUGAGACAGGUCAAAGACAUUCAAUCAAGAUUUGGUAUAAAGUCGAUAGAACUUAACACAUUUAAACCCAGGGAUAAGACAGAACAAGACACAAAGCCACCAUUGCAUGAAGAUUAUAACGUUGAAAAUCAGCAUAGUUGGUUGAAACCUUCAGUUUCUGUCAAUAGAUUUCCUAGACAUGUACCAAAACAAAUGUUUGUAUCAUUGAGUGGUACAAAAAUGAAGAUUCAACGAACAUCUUACAGCUCACUAUUAAGUCGUAAUAAUGGCGGAGCAUUUAGCAUUGCAAAAGAAUCGCGGAAAGAUGACAAUAAAGUUUCGGUUAAUGAAAACGCUCCGCGAACAGAUACAGAUAUUUCUGAACAAAAUAGUUCGUACAAGAAGCCCUCUCCUGCAUCUACCCGAUCAACAUCAACGACGUUGAAUCUAAAAGUUCGCAAUCCAGGGUUCGAAAGAGUCGUUACACCGGAUGUUUUAUUCAAAACAAAGGCUCCUUUUACAUGCGAAAUUUGUGAGGAAACGUUUCAAAGUUUUGAUGAAUUUCAUGAACAUGGUGUCAAAAUUCAUCGCCGUUUUAUUUGUUCAUAUUGUGGCAAGGUGUUUACAUCACGACCAAACAGGGAGCGCCACAUUCGUUAUCAUACUGGAGAAAAACCAUAUAAAUGUGAAUUGUGUCUCGCAACAUUUCUUCGUGGAGAUGACCUGAAGUACCACAGGACAACGAAACAUGCAGAUAUUAAACCGUUCACAUGUGGUGCAUGUCAGACGUCGUUUUCUCUCCCUAAAGAUUUAGAGAAGCACCUCAAGCUAUAUCCAGAUCAUAAAUUAUAAUUUGUAUUAUUAUUUGUAAAAAGGUGUCCUUUGUUUGAAAAAAAAAUCAAACGUUUUACUUCUUUUUAUAAACGCUUUAACGCAAUGAAAAGUGACUGAAAAACAACAAUGCUAGUCGAUGCCAAAUAUAUAUCAGGAAUAUAAUACUAUAUAUAUG